Plasmodium coatneyi is the source of this 945-nucleotide messenger RNA. RefSeq lists its product as uncharacterized. Bases 106 to 945 code for a protein of 279 amino acids. NCBI's taxonomy places the organism in Eukaryota, Apicomplexa, Aconoidasida, Haemosporida, Plasmodiidae. The record is from RefSeq and is a predicted model, not a curated record. The transcript has 8 exons.
GCUACGCACGUAGCUGUUGUCCGCCUCUCAACACAACUGGGUCAAACGCUUAACCGUAACUACCAGUCGAUACCUAUCACCACCUUUUAUUGCCUCCCCUCCCCAAUGACGGAAAAAGACGCGACCUCCUGCGACGUGGCGCACUUCCUCAAAAACUUCGCAGACUUAGAAAAAUCCUACGAACAUCUCCUCAACCGGAAAAAACAAAACGAGCUGAGACUCACUGAGGCGCUCAGGAGUCUUGACGAAAUCAAGGAGCAGUACGAACAGGAAAAAAAAAAGAAUUUCGAAAUGUCAAUCGCUAUAGGGGAGCACACAGAUAAACUAAUAAAAAAGCACAGUUACGCUGAAAGCUACGACUUCGUGAAAAGGCAGAACGAUGAUUUUAAAGAAAAAAUCGAAUCCCUACGGAGGGAAAAGGAACAGGACAAGCUGCUCAUGGAGGAGAGAACAAAAGCGCUGGAAAUGAAGAAACAGAGAGAAGUGGAAGAAUACGAUAGCAAGCUGUUACAUAUGAGCUUCUUUUCCAUGCAGAGAGAGAACAAAAAUAAAUUGCUCCAACUAGAGAGUCAAAUAGUAGAGCUUGACUUGGACAUCGUGUCAAAGGAUGAGGAGAUAAACAAACUCUCCUCAUUAUUAAAAGAAAUUAAAAAGGAACACGAAAUGGAGAAGCUGGAGUACGAGCUGAAGAUAAAAGACUUGAUUAAAAAAAAAGACGAAAGCAGUCGGAAAAGUAAGGAGGCCAUGCGGGACAUAAUAAAUGACAGUGGAAAUCACGCCUUGAAAAAUUUAAAAAACAAGCUCCACAUACUACAGCAGAAAUGCAACAAGAUGGAAAAGGAAAAUGCAAAUUUGAAAAGGACCAUAAACAAAGCCGAGAAAAAAACGAACAGUGCACAAGACCGCACAAAAACUGGAUGUAUCAAAAGCUUAUAUAAAAUAUAA